AUGUCUGGAGAUACUAACUACGAAGGCCCAGCAGGGAUUGUCUAUGCUGCAAACUUCAACCUGAGCUGGAUUUUUAACACGACCAACCGCUCCGACGUAGACUUCCACCUGUCAGAUUUCAAGAAAACAGAUUAUGUGGGAGACGGCGCUGCUGUUGUGAGGAUAAUCAUUUCUGUCAUUUACUCGCUGGUUUGCGCGCUGGGUCUGGUUGGGAAUUUACUGGUGCUGUACCUGAUGAAGUCCAAACAGGUGUGGAAAAAGUCCUCCAUCAACCUUUUUGUAACUUGUUUGGCGGUGACGGACUUCCAGUUCGUCCUUACUCUGCCGUUCUGGGCGGUGGAAAACGCGCUGGACUUUACGUGGCUUUUCGGCAAAGCGAUGUGCAAGAUUGUCUCCUACGUAACGGCUAUGAACAUGUAUGCCAGCGUGUUUUUCCUGACUGCUAUGAGCGUGGCGAGGUACUGGUCGCUCGCCUCUGCGCUCAAGUGCAGGCGGCGGCGGCGGCCACACUGCUGCUCCGCGCGGUACAUCACCAUUUUCAUCUGGCUUGCCGCUGUCUCCGCCGCUCUGCCGCACGCAGUUUUCUCCACGACGGUGACCGUUUCCAGUGAGGACUUGUGUCUUGUCAAAUUCCCGGAAACUAACGGAACGGCGCAGUUUUGGCUGGGACUGUAUCAUUCUCAGAAAGUGCUGCUGGGUUUUAUGUUGCCGCUGGGCAUCAUCUCAGCCUGCUAUCUGCUCCUUUUGCGCUCCAUCACCUCCAAAAACAACAACACCUCGAGCGCCAAACGACGCGCCAAGGUCACCAAGUCUGUCACCAUCGUGGUUUUAUCCUUUUUCCUCUGCUGGCUGCCCAACCAGGCGCUGACAGCCUGGGGCAUCCUCAUCAAACUCAAUAUGGUUCAUUUCAGUUAUGAGUACUACACCACGCAGGUGUACGUCUUCCCCGUGUCCGUGUGCUUGGCGCACUCCAACAGCUGCCUGAACCCCAUUCUGUACUGCCUGAUGAGGCGGGAGUUCAGGAAAGCGCUUAAAAAACUCUUCUGGCGGGUAACUUCUCCGACUAUAAGGCCGUUCACAGCCACCACAAAGCCAGCGAUGGGCGAGCAAAGGCACCAGGUCCGCGCCAAUGCGCCCGAGGAGUCCGCUGUGGUGUUUUAUCCUCCCGGGGCUGUUGUGUACAAUGACGGGCGAGAUCUGCCGCAAAACAGCACGUAG
Molecule: messenger RNA, 1218 nt
Organism: Perca flavescens (yellow perch)
Lineage: Eukaryota; Metazoa; Chordata; Actinopteri; Perciformes; Percidae
Gene: rxfp3
Product: relaxin family peptide receptor 3
Exons: 1
Coding region: 1-1218 (405 amino acids)
Biological process (GO): cell chemotaxis; immune response; G protein-coupled receptor signaling pathway
Cellular component (GO): external side of plasma membrane; membrane
Molecular function (GO): C-C chemokine receptor activity; C-C chemokine binding
Source: RefSeq, a predicted model, not a curated record